This is a messenger RNA of Rubroshorea leprosula, 1465 nucleotides long. Lineage: Eukaryota; Viridiplantae; Streptophyta; Magnoliopsida; Malvales; Dipterocarpaceae. The record is from the annotation of a GenBank genome assembly.
UAAUUAAAUUUUCAUCCAUUUUCAUCCAGGGUUGACAGGAAUGAUUUAUGUCUUUUGCAGGGGUAAAAUGCCAUCUAGAGGAGAAUGAAAAUCAUUCCUUUCGAGUGCAAAUAUCUGCCAACGCUACAAAAACAGUGGCAGAGUUGAGGAGGCCCCUCGAAGAAAUUGUGAAUGGCAGGACCAUAAACCAUCCCAGCCUCACUCCAACUGUUCUACAGCAUCUUUUCUCCAGAGAUGGCAUCAACCUCAUGAAGUCAAUACAGCAAGAGACAAGAACUUACAUUCUCUUUGACCGUCACAGCCUUAAAGUAAGAAUCUUUGGUUCUUCUGUCAAUGCUGCUGAAGCUGAGCAGAAACUGGUUCAAUCACUUAUGUUGUACCAUGGGAGCAAGCAGCUUGAGGUUUCUCUUCGAGGCAGGGGUCUGCCCCCUGACCUGAUGAAGCAAGUGGUUAAGAAGUUAGGGCCAGACCUCCAUGGGCUCAAAGAGAAGAUACCUGGGGCCAACUUUACACUAAACACCAAGCAUCAUAUGAUUUAUAUUUGUGGUGACAAAGAGCUGAAGCACAAGGUAGAAGAGAUAGUUUAUGAGAUUGCACAAACGAGUAGUGGACCUAAUGGUUCAUCUGAGAUGUCCAACACAGAAAUUGCCUGCCCUAUUUGCUUGUGUGAAGUAGAAGACGGCUACCAGCUUGAAAGCUGUUCGCACUUGUUCUGUCAAUUAUGCUUGGUGGAGCAAUGUGAGUCUGCAAUUAAAAAUUUGGAUAGUUUCCCUAUCUGCUGUGCCAAGGAAGGUUGUCGAGCUCCGAUUCUGCUUAGAGAUUUGAAGGCUCUCUUGCCCAUUGAGAAGUUAGAGGAGCUCUUUAGGGCUUCUCUGGGGGCAUUUGUUGCAUCCAGUGGGGGCAUCUACAGAUUUUGCCCGUCACCUGAUUGCCCUUCAGUUUAUCGUGUUGCUGAUCCUGGAACACCUGGCGAGCCAUUUGUCUGUGGAGCAUGUUAUGCAGAAACCUGUACUCGCUGCCAUUUGGAGUAUCACCCAUGCAUUUCAUGCGAGAGGUACCGGGAGUUCAAGGAAGAUCCAGAUUUAUCAUUGAAGGAAUGGUGUAAAGGGAAAGACCAUGUUAAAACUUGCCCUGUCUGUGGUUAUACAAUUGAGAAAACUGAUGGAUGCAACCAUGUUGAGUGUAGAUGCGGGAGGCAUAUUUGCUGGGCCUGUCUGGAGUCCUUCGCUACUGGCGAUGCAUGCUAUGAGCAUUUAAGGUUCGUACACUCGGCCAUCAUAUGAUUUCUGACCUUUACAUAUUUGAUUUGUGUAGCUUUACAAUAAUCAUGUAAAUAAAUGGUUAUCUCUUACAUACGUAUAUAUAGGUUAUGCACGCAUAUAUCCCUUAACAGGUUAAAGAUCCGUCUAGGCUACUUGACAGCUCCAGUAUAGGUGUUAAUGCAUGGCGUUCUUCUUUUCAUUUC